AUGGCGCCCGGUCUACUUAACCCUUUGACAGUCCUGGAGCAGUGCCAGGUCUCGCCGUCGCCGUCGCCACCGGCCGAGAAGCCACGGACACUGCCGCUCACAUUCUUCGACAUCGUCUUCUGGGACGUCCCGCCCGUGCAGCGCCUCUUCUUCUACGACAACGCCGACCUCCCCGGCGCCCCCGAGUUCCUCCUCCACGAGCUGCCCCUGUUCGAGAAGUCCCUGGCCGCCGCGCUGCACCACUUCUAUCCCUUGGCCGGGACGCUGGUGUGCAGCAUACCGGAGGCCGGGGCGCCCGAGGUUCUGUUCUCGGACGGCGACUCUGUCCGCCUAACGGUUGCGGUGGGCGGCGACGACUUCCAGGACCUCGCCGGCGACCUCGCGCGCGACACCGCGAGGCUCCGUCCGCUGCCGCCUUCUCUGCCGAGACACGGCGGCGGCGGCGGCUCUCGAUGCAGCACGCAGGAUGUCUUUGCCGUCCAGCUCACCGUGUUCCCUCACGCCGGUUUGUGCAUUGGCACGACGCUACACCACGCCGUGGCCGACGGUUCCAGCUACGUGCACUUCAUGAGGACGUGGGCCGCCAUCCACCGCCUCGGCCCCGAGUGCGGCGGGAAGUGGGCCGCGGUGGACGCGCCCCCGCUGCUCGACCGCAGCGUCGUGCGAGACGAUAACGGGCUCCGCGAGGUGUUUCUCCGCGACCACCGGGCUCUUGCGGCGGCCGGCGGCAAGCGGCUCCACGACUGGGACCUCAGUCAACGUCCGGGCGCCGCUGACCUCGCGACGUUCCGGUUCACGGACAGGCUGCUCCGUGGGCUCGGAAGGCAGGUGGACUCGGAGACCACGGCGCGGCGGUGCUCGCCGUACGCAUUGGCGUGCGGUGCUGUCUGGGCAGGCAUCGUGCACGCGCGCGGCAGCAGCGCCAGCUUCGGGUUCGUGACCGGGUGCAAGCCCCGCGCGACACCACCGGUGCCGGGAAACUACUUCGGCAACUGCCUGGGGCUCUGCCGCGUGGGGAAGGAGGAGGAGGCGAAGCUGAGCGGCUGCCUCACCGCGGCCACGGCCUCCGCGGCGAUAUGGCGGGCGAUCGAGGGGCUCGCGGAGCAGGGGCGGGUGUUCCGGGACGCGCGGGGAUGGGUGCGGCUGGUGCGGGAGUACGCGUCGGCGUGCGCGGUGACCGUGGCCGGGUCGCCGAAGCUGGGCGUGUACGCGGCGACGGAUCUGGGAGCGCCGUGGGGACGGCCCCGCAAGGUGGAGAUCGUCUCGGUGGAGCGGACGGGCGCGCUGGCGCUGGCGGAGAGCGGCCGCGACGGGGACGGCGGCAUCGAGGUCGGGCUGGCGCUGCCCCGCGGCGAGAUGGAGGCGUUCCGCGCGUUCUACCAGGACCUGGUUGCCACAGCGUCGUCGUACGAAGCAGCGACCUGA
This is a messenger RNA of Triticum turgidum subsp. durum (durum wheat), 1425 nucleotides long. NCBI's taxonomy places the organism in Eukaryota, Viridiplantae, Streptophyta, Magnoliopsida, Poales, Poaceae. The record is from the annotation of a GenBank genome assembly.